Molecule: messenger RNA, 947 nt
Organism: Ailuropoda melanoleuca (giant panda)
Lineage: Eukaryota; Metazoa; Chordata; Mammalia; Carnivora; Ursidae
Gene: FCF1
Product: FCF1 rRNA-processing protein
Exons: 8
Coding region: 123-719 (198 amino acids)
Cellular component (GO): small-subunit processome
Source: RefSeq, a predicted model, not a curated record
GGUUUUCCGUUUCCCAAAGCGGCUUCCGCUUCCGGGCUAGCCUUUGCCGGAAGGAGUAUUUGGAUGACGCAAAAGUGUCGCGCCGUUGGUGAUUCCGGAAGACACAGGAGUACGGCGUGAACAUGGGGAAGCAAAAGAAAGCAAGAAAAUAUGCGACCAUGAAGCGAAUGCUUAGUCUCCGAGAUCAGAGGCUUAAAGAAAAGGAUAGAUUAAAACCUAAAAAGAAAGAAAAGAAAGAUCCCAGUGCACUCAAGGAAAGAGAAGUCCCCCAACAUCCUUCCUGCUUAUUCUUCCAAUAUAACACACAGCUGGGCCCACCUUACCACAUCCUGGUUGAUACCAACUUUAUCAACUUUUCCAUUAAAGCCAAACUUGACUUAGUACAGUCAAUGAUGGACUGUCUAUAUGCCAAGUGUAUCCCUUGUAUAACUGACUGUGUAAUGGCUGAAAUUGAGAAACUGGGGCAAAAGUAUCGAGUGGCUCUAAGGAUUGCCAAGGAUCCAAGAUUUGAACGAUUACCAUGCACACACAAAGGAACCUAUGCAGAUGACUGCUUAGUACAGAGAGUAACUCAGCACAAGUGUUACAUUGUGGCCACAGUUGACCGGGACCUUAAACGAAGGAUCCGGAAGAUCCCUGGAGUUCCCAUCAUGUACAUUUCUAACCAUAGGUACAACAUCGAGCGGAUGCCAGAUGAUUAUGGAGCCCCUCGGUUCUAAUUCUUAAAAGAUAGAGUUCCUCUGCCUUCCUUUACCAACUUUUUCUGUUGCCAGUUCAUAUUAGCAGUACGCUAUAGCAUGAAUUAUUCUUCUUGCCCAUUUGCUCUGUUAUGAGCUGACUAUGCUAAAUACAGUCAUUUUUGAAUUUUGAUAAUUUUUGAAAUUGAUAUUUUGUAUCAUUUUAAAUAUUGUUGCAUCUUUUUAUAAAUCAGGUGAUUGCUCAUAUAA